This is a messenger RNA of Bactrocera dorsalis (oriental fruit fly), 1042 nucleotides long. RefSeq names its product serine protease SP24D. Gene Ontology annotation, biological process: proteolysis. Bases 28 to 804 code for a protein of 258 amino acids. Gene Ontology annotation, molecular function: serine-type endopeptidase activity. The record is from RefSeq and is a predicted model, not a curated record. NCBI's taxonomy places the organism in Eukaryota, Metazoa, Arthropoda, Insecta, Diptera, Tephritidae. The transcript has 2 exons.
UGAACGAUUCAGUUUACUUUUCUCAGUAUGGAUUACCGAAGCUUCUUUAUAAAGCUCCUUGUAGCCUGUUGUUUGGUGGUUGAAGCCACGCAAAAUGAAGAUGUUUCCGCAGAACUCAGACCGAGUCCUCGUAUAGUCAACGGUCUAAUUGCUGCCUCAGGACAAUUCCCAUAUCAGGUAUCCGUGCGUGUCAAUAACCUACACAUUUGUGGUGGCGCGUUGAUAAGACAAAACUUUGUGGUCACCGCAGCACAUUGUGUCUACCAAAUUGAUCAGGAUAUCCUAUGUGUACAUGCCGGCACUGUGAGCCGCACCGAUGACGGCGAGUUCCGCGCAGUUUCCAGUGUUAUCAUACACCCCCAAUAUGCUUUCGAUAAUGAUAUUGCUUUGUUGGAGCUGAAAACACCAUACAACUACUCCGAUGUCAUAAAACCAGUAGCGAUUACAACUUGGGAUGUGCCUACUGGAGAACCGGUUAUUAUUUCUGGUUGGGGUCGCAUAUACGAAGGUGGUCUCCUUUCUAAUAAAUUAUUGUAUACUCGAGUGCUGACAACUCUAAAAGAUGAAGAAUGCGCUAAAUCUGACGGUACGCUGAACCCUAGCAUACUGUGCUUGCUUAGCCCGCAAGGAAGAGGUUUUUGUGAUGGCGACGAUGGUGGGCCGGCCGUUUAUAAAAACGUUCUUAUUGGUAUUGCCAGUUAUAUUACAAAAGGUUGUGGCACUGUUGCAAAGGGAGGUUUUACUAAGUUGGCUUACUAUAAGAAUUGGAUAGACGCAAUAGUUACUGAUCAGGUGCCGAACUGACUUGUUUAAUACAUUUACAUACAGCAAAUACAAAAUAGAAUUUCUGAAGUGAAGGUUGGUUAUGUAUUUCUCUUAUAACAAUCAAAAAAGUAAAAAGGCGCUUUAUCAUAUUUUUUUAUUUGACUUUCUUCGAGUCAAUAUUUGCUACUUAACUUAAGCUUCCUCAGAAACUUUUCUGAACUUAAUGCAAUAUAAUCGAAUCAAAUCUUAAAACCCGGAGUAAAUAUAUUUCUUAUUC